This is a messenger RNA of Harmonia axyridis, 809 nucleotides long. RefSeq lists its product as uncharacterized. The transcript has 3 exons. Gene Ontology annotation, biological process: positive regulation of voltage-gated potassium channel activity; regulation of synaptic transmission, cholinergic; sleep. NCBI's taxonomy places the organism in Eukaryota, Metazoa, Arthropoda, Insecta, Coleoptera, Coccinellidae. Bases 103 to 609 code for a protein of 168 amino acids. The record is from RefSeq and is a predicted model, not a curated record.
UCCACAAUAAUUCUGCGAAGUUAGUCUCGCGCACAUUGUUUACUUGUAGGGGUCUUUUACUCUAGCGUUAGAUCUUAGUAUUUUCAGUAUUUAGAUUUUGAUAUGGCUAAAUUAGUAGAAUUAAUAGUUUGCACUUUUUGGAUACUUUGUUUCGUAGAUUUUACCAAGGCUAUCGAAUGUUAUACAUGUUCUUCACUGAUGGACCGCGAAUCUUGUGAAAAACCUGAAAAAUACAACGUACCAAGGAAAGUUUGUAAUAAGACAUCUCUCAACGACACAUUGAACUUGGCGAAAGACAUCGAUAAAGGAUUCAGUAGCAUAUUCGAAGUGGAAUUGGGUAAUCAUAUUGUACCAACUACUUGUUUGAAGCAAAUCACUAUGGUUGGUGAAAAACACAUUAUCCUGCGAGGAUGUCAACUGCUUGCUCUUUCUGGUAACCUCAACGUCUGCAAUAAGGUGAAGAAAUAUGCGACGGACAACCUGAGGACCUCUUUCUGCGAACUCUGCAACACUAAGGAUGGUUGCAAUUCUUCAGGAUAUCACCCUUUGCAUUUCGGAUGGAUUUUGCUUAGUCUUAUUAAUUCUAUAAGAUACGUUAUCAACACAUAACUCCGGAAUGUGAAGGGUAGCAUUCAAAGAACCGCUGAUGUUUUGGUUUGACGGGAAUUGUUGGAAUUUUUAACACUGUGGUUGACCGUGUUCAAAUUCCAUCAGAUCACGGUGUGAUUGAGAGACUUGAUCUACAUAUUACUUGAAACUGUCUGGAAGCUUUGUAGUUCGAAAUUCACUGUAAUAUAAUAUUGAAAUAA